Oppiella nova is the source of this 420-nucleotide messenger RNA. Lineage: Eukaryota; Metazoa; Arthropoda; Arachnida; Sarcoptiformes; Oppiidae. The record is from the annotation of a GenBank genome assembly.
GAUUGUGACGAGACGUUCAACUACUGGGAACCGACUCAUUAUCUCAUCCACGGCACCGGCUUUCAGACGUGGGAAUACUCGCCCCUAUAUGCCAUCCGGUCGUACGCUUUCCUCUGGAUCUAUGCUCUGCCGGCGUUUCUCUACUCAUCUCUCAUUCAAACCAAUCAAUUGCUUGUCUUUUACUACACCCGAUGUAUUGCUGCCUUCUGUUGCGCGCUCGCAGAGACAUAUCUCUAUCGAGGGAUAUCACACCAAUUUGGGCCAUCGAUCGCCCGAUUGUUUCUCUUUUUUAUGGUUCUGUCCAACGGAAUGUUCAUCUCUUCGACGGCAUUCCUCCCGAGCUCUUUCUCCAUGUAUAUGACGGCCCUUACGUUCGGCGCAUGGCUUCGACAGAACCAUAAGAUUGUAAUCUUAACGCAA